Molecule: messenger RNA, 3591 nt
Organism: Rhopilema esculentum
Lineage: Eukaryota; Metazoa; Cnidaria; Scyphozoa; Rhizostomeae; Rhizostomatidae
Source: RefSeq, a predicted model, not a curated record
AUCAAUUGAUGAACUAAUCAAGGAGAGAGUCCCAUCUAUUUUGUUAUGAAAAUAUGGCAGGCGUGAUGGCCAAAGAAUUUAAACACAACGAAACGAGUAGCAAAAGCAACAAUCAUGAGAGUCGACUAUAGUUUUGCUCCUAUGUACUGAUCUCUCUUGUGGAUUGUCUUCAGUUACGUUGGUGUACUGAUGAACUUGGGAAGAAGUAGUUAUGAAAGCAAAAACAAAGGUUAAUAGAAUCAUUUUAAGAGAGUGAGCUAGAUAAGAUUGAUGUGACAUUGCUCUUAGAGCUCUUUCUUGCAAUUUGAACAGUGGCUAAGUGUACGAGUCAAAAACAGUAACCAUCCAUAUUCAUGCAGCGACUUUAUUUCUCUCACUCAGGAACGCAGUGGAGGGGGUUUAAUUUUAUUUUUCUACGAAUUCGGACAAAGUAGUAAAAUUUCCAAAAUUUUCUAAUAAAUUUGAUUCUCUAUGAGCCGUUUUUCUGAAUUAUUCUUGCCUUCUGGAAAUAGUAUGUUUCAGUAUCAAUGUAAUUUAUUUCUGUCCAUUUUACACCCCUACCAUUCAAACCUCAAUUGAUUUUGCCCGCAGAGUGAGGAGUGUAAAAAUCUGUUAUUGCUGUUGCAGUUGUUUUCCUCAGCUGUGGGCGGGAAUUAAUGGAGGAUGGAAGCGAGAAUGUCUCGCGAUGCAAGUUAUUUUUUCUCAUUUAUAAUUGUAUCAGAGAUUGUUUUGAAGGUAUAUUCUUCAAAUUUCAUAAUUGAAAGACGCCUUCAGUCAACGAGCAACAUCACAACUGCAUUUGAUGUCUUUACGAAUCCUGGAGGUUGCUUUCGCGCGAGGACCUGUGCAAGCUUGAGAGGGUACUGUUACCAACCAUUCUCGUCUGCACAGAUUCCCCAUUGCUGUUCCUGCGAAUGCAAAGGAAACAAGAAUUUGUUGUAUUCACUUCUUUAUGGGUGCACUACAGGCUAUGAAGCAAAUGAAAAAACCAAAAUGGGAGGAAAAGGCUGUAUGUUCUAUAUGACAUCAUUUGGUGCCAGCAGAAUUCCAACUAUUACUGGCCCCUUGCAACUUAAUCAAAGUGGCACAUAUCUUAAAUUAAGCAGUAAUAACAGAUCCUUGUCAAACAUCCUCAGCUUAAGGGACACCUGGUGCUUUCCAAGAAGGAUAUAUUAUUUGACCAAAUUUGGGAAAGAAAGACUUAUUUUUGAAAACAGUUGCUUAGAGACAAUGGAUAUUUCAAUGAUUUUUAACAGCAACAUUGGCUCAUUCAAUCAUUAUUUAAAGUUUAUACCAUCAAACCAAUCAGAGUGGGAUGUUCUAAAUGGAAAACUUUUGAAAAUAGAGAUAAUUUGCAAGAGCCGUGCUAAGAACACUACUAAACUGGCAUCUUGCAUCGUUUUACGGAUCAAUGGUACUUAUAAUGAUGAUGUUCCUGUUGUCUCACAUCAUUCCCCACUUGUUUGUCCACCUCCACCUCCAUACCUGCCACCAACAACAACAGUACCACCAACACCAUCAAAGCUGAACUUUUUUCAGAGAAAGUCUUCUGCUUACGUGGUUGGUGGCAGUGUCGGAGCCAGUUUGCUUCUUGUGAUUGUGGCGAUACUUGCAGUCAUAAUUAUUAGAAAGCGUAAAAGUUUUGGUAACAAAGAAGUUCAGGUGGAGAUGGUUGAUGAAGGUGCAGGGCAGCCAUUUCUUGACGAAAAUAUUGAUUCACCUUCAGCAAACACUGCUGGUGUCAAUUCGGAGCCUGUCGUUGCGAUUCUGGAAGAAGCAUCUGAUGCAGCUAAGGAAAAAGUGGAGAAAGAUAUCCCAAAGGAAACUGCAGGGAAUGCAACUUUGGAAAAUUCAGGAGACACAAGCCCCCAAGAUGCAGUCGUUUGAAAGGUAACCGAGGCACGCAGACAUAACAGCAUACAGUGCUGAGUGAAAGGACUUGGUAUCUGGCACAUCCGAUAGUUGGUGUGAACUGAGACUGUAUGUAUAUAUUAUAAACUCGUAUUUUGCUUGAAACUAGCUUAAUACGGAAACACACUAGCAUUAAACGGUUGAAUCUGGAGGCUACAGGCUAGUACCAGAUUAUACUAUUCAUCAUGUUUCUGGAAUGAUCUUUGAAAAGCCUGCGCCAAAAGCUGCGAAGUACCGCACAAAUUUCCGUGAACUUGUGACUUUUUGCAUGAUUUUAUGAUAAUGAAUCUGAUUGGUUGAAGUAACCUGCCAAUGGAAUAACGAGUUGCGAUCUGGACCAAUAAGAAUCAACUUCUUUUUUGUCCCAAUUCAAACACGAUUCGCCUAAUUGUAAUUCCUUUCCGAUCCCAUUGCUGGUUAUUACCUAACGAUGGAUGCAGUAUGAAAAAAGAAGCAUCAACUAUUGCUGGAGGAAGCCAUCAUUAACCUUGAAUAUUUAUAUAACCUAGCAAAAAUAUAUGAGACAGAUUUCAGUACGGAUUUUUAUGGCAGUCUUUGGUAAACUAAAACGUAUGUUGCCCUGAAUCCAGUGGCGUAGUUUGACCUUCCAGACUAGGGAUGGAGAGUCAUCAGUCUGUCUUCAUCGCUAAAUUUAAUGAUGAAGACAUAGAAGAAGAAAUAUUUAAGUUCUGUUUCGACUACCGAAAUAAGAUCUAACUGACUAUAGUCAAUCUAUUGACUAUGAACUGACCAAUUCAUUGAAGUGUCACAACCCCUACAUCCCUUCUGCUAGCUACGCCUCUACCUGAAUCUUGUUUGAAUUCAGUAAGAUUUAAAGAGGCGUAAUUGUGCAAGCAGUACUUUAGAGUCUCGAUCGUAUUUUUUAUUUUCGAUGAUUUAACUUAAUUAUGUGUCCUAUUUAUGAGUAUAUUUUUUCAAGGAUAUCUCCCGAAUUUGUGUUAAGCAGCGUUUAAGGGAAGUCACUUGUAAUAUAGAUAUCGAUUUCUACUUUAACUGUAAUAUAGGUAUCCCUAAUUCUCUGUUGAUAACAGAGCCCAGAAAAGUUCCCAUCUUUCCUUUGAACAAAACCUUAAGCCCAUAGAAACUUUCUCAGUAAUACAACUGAAUUAAUGUAAAGUUGGGGUAUGGCCCUCAGUUGCUAUUCUUUUUGGCCUUCUUACGGUUGUUUAAAGUGUGACCGCUAUUAUUUCUGGGCUUUGAUUAUUAUCGACGAUUCGUUUAAGUAAAUAUCUUAUUACACAUAUCAUUGUACACUUUGAACUUAUGAAACACGUUCAUUUGAGUAUUUUGUUUAUGUUAUUUUGUAUGCAAUUGAAACAUAACUUGAGAAGAAAAACCUAUCCAACCUUAUAGAGAAAAAACUUGCCAGUCCAAGUUUAAAACGACAUAUUCAAUCAAAACGACACUUCAUUAAAUGAAUUCAAAGAAUAAGUAAAUGUGUUUUUGAUGUUUACCGUUUAGACUUUGCAUAGGACAUAUUUUUCUUGGUCUUUUUAAUGUAUUUAUCAUCAGGCUAUCUGAACUUUGUUGAAAAUAUUUCGGGUGGGGACAAUUUUUCCUUUUCUGUUAUCACUGUUAUGAUACUGUUAGUGAAAUUAUCCAAAUAAAUUGUAGUUUACAAUCUCGAAGGUAAUGGAACACAUGUUAUGAAAAGUCUUC